AUAUGUGAUUCAAUAUUGUCAUGUACAUACACACAUACUCGUAUAUAGCGUAAAUGACUCGUGGAGUACUGAGUAUGCAUACGUAUGCGUUUAACAUAAAGUAGUACGCGAGUAGUAUUUGACGAAUUAUCUAUUUAAAAGUCCUUAUGAGUAGGAAGUUGUAGCCAAAUAAAAUAAUACUGAGUGGAUAUAUUAAUAAGAAACCGGCAAUAAAGAAGCACAUACAAAUAUUCAUGGAUAAUCAAGACGACAUUUUGCGAAAAAUUAAUGAUGGUGUUUAUGAAUUAUCAAAGAAGCGAAAGGGUAAAAGCGGAGUUUGGAACAUUUUCGCAGAGAUUAGAAAAGCCGAUGGAUCUAUUUUACAAGGUUAUUUAUGCUGUCGAAAGUGUGUACGCUUAUACAAAUUCGAUGGUAAACGAACUUCCAACCUCAACCGCCAUAAGUGCUAUUCAUCCGUUUCGAAGGAAACGUACAAUAGAAAUAACCAUCUUGCAUUGCUUGAAAACUCUUCUAAUGAUUAUGAUUUUGCCAACGAUGUUAAAGCCUGUGACCCAAUCGCUUCGACUUACAUCCAUAAUGAACCGCAACAUUGCGAAACUCAAAGCGAAAUGUCCUGCCGUAGUAGUAUCAACACCAACAUGAAAUUGUCUGACAAUCGUACGAAUGCACCGGGGGCAGCACACAGGAAUGCGAAGCAAGUGGAGAGUUUAUGCGAAAUGAUAAAAAGUGAUUUGCAAGAUGUUCCGGAGAUGUUGUUUUUUGACGCCAAAUGGAAGAUAAUGGAUAUUUUACGAGAAGUACACAGAUCGCAAUUGAAUAAUAAACUUCAGUCAAGUGCAAGCACAUGGGCUCUUGGGAAUGGAGAAAGUGGGAGUGGAAGUCUCAGCAGUAGUAUGACAGAUCAAGGCAUUGUGGUUAGCCCUAGUCCUACAGCGCCGAAAAAGUACUAAGAUACUGUGAUUUCAGCAAGAACACAGAGAAACACUAAAAUAGUGUUCAUAGUGAAACAAGAAAAUGAGUAAAUAUUUUAUCCGGGUCCAACUAUUAUUUCUAACUUUGCAUACUACAGAAAACUCACCGAAAGUUUGUGAGAAUGUUGCUAGAACGAUGAUUCUUGAUAGUUUAUAAAUCCGACUUAUAGAGAUUGCGUAUAACCAGCUUUUUCGAAAAUUGCAUUGCGAUAUUACAAUAAGUUUACACAUAAUUUAAAAUAAAUAGAAUUUAAGGCAUUAAUGUAUAGUUAAAAAUGAUGUAUACUAUUCUUCUUGUGUAAUAUAAAUUCUUUUAUAAAUGUCUUUAAAACUAUAUAUAUAAUUUACCAUUCGUCUGUGUAAUUUGAAUAGAAUCAAAGAUAUAAACACAUGACAAAAAAAUUGCAAUAAUGCCUUCGGCAUAUUUAUUGACUAAUCUUCAUUAUUUCAUCAAGGAACGAUUACAUUCCGUUAGCAAAAAUUGUUGUGCAAUUUUAGAGUUGAAUAA
Messenger RNA from Anastrepha ludens (Mexican fruit fly), 1479 nucleotides. RefSeq lists its product as uncharacterized. Bases 234 to 950 code for a protein of 238 amino acids. The record is from RefSeq and is a predicted model, not a curated record. The transcript has 3 exons. Gene Ontology annotation, molecular function: DNA binding. NCBI's taxonomy places the organism in Eukaryota, Metazoa, Arthropoda, Insecta, Diptera, Tephritidae.